Molecule: messenger RNA, 771 nt
Organism: Sphenostylis stenocarpa
Lineage: Eukaryota; Viridiplantae; Streptophyta; Magnoliopsida; Fabales; Fabaceae
Source: the annotation of a GenBank genome assembly
AUGAACGACGCAGGUGUCUCUAGGCAAAUCCAGCAGAUGGUGCGGUUCAUCCGCCAGGAAGCAGAGGAAAAAGCUAACGAGAUCUCUGUCUCCGCCGAAGAGGAAUUCAAUAUCGAGAAGUUACAGUUGGUCGAAGCCGACAAGAAGAAGAUUAGACAAGAGUACGAACGCAAAGAGCGCCAAGUCGAAAUUCGCAAGAUUGAGAUUGAGAGUUUAGUUUCUAAGCCGUAUUUUAUUUCAUCAUGUGGAAUACAGCUGAAUGCUUCCCGUAUUAAAGUUCUUCAAGCUCAAGAUGACGUGAUCAGUUCCAUUAAAGAAGCUGCUUCCAAGGAACUUUUGAACGUGAGUCAUCAUCAUCACGAUCAUGUGUACAGAAACCUUCUGAAAGAUCUAAUUGUUCAGGAUUAUGCUGAUAAAGCAAAUGUUGAUCCCCCAGAGAUCGUUGUUGUCAACCGAAUCUAUCUUCCACCCAGACCAAGUCAUCACAAUUAUCAUGAUAUCUAUUGUUCGGGUGGAGUGGUGUUGGCUUCUCAUGAUGAAAAGAUUGUGUGUGACAAUGCUCUUGAUGCACGACUCGAUGUAGUGUUCCGUAAAAAGCUUCCAGAGAUUCUUAUGAAAUUUCUUGUUUGUCGUUGCAGAUCCGAAAGCAGCUCUUUGGACAAGUUGUUGCUUGAAGAUUUUGCUUGUAUUGUUUCGUUGCCCCUGGAAUAUUUGUAUUCUGGAGCAAAAAACUUGCCUUUGACUUAUUCCUACCGUGCCAUUCUUCUCUGA